This is a messenger RNA of Lotus japonicus, 1922 nucleotides long. RefSeq names its product protein DETOXIFICATION 46, chloroplastic-like. The transcript has 14 exons. Gene Ontology annotation, biological process: transmembrane transport. NCBI's taxonomy places the organism in Eukaryota, Viridiplantae, Streptophyta, Magnoliopsida, Fabales, Fabaceae. The coding region runs from base 104 to 1690 and encodes 528 amino acids. Gene Ontology annotation, molecular function: antiporter activity; xenobiotic transmembrane transporter activity. The record is from RefSeq and is a predicted model, not a curated record. Gene Ontology annotation, cellular component: membrane.
CAUGAACUCACUCCCACCAUUUUCCCACUCACCAUUCCUGUCACUCAGUUAAUCAUUGCAAACCGUUACUCGCUUUUUUCAUCUUCCUAUCUUCACCUAAAAAAUGGCACUUAAACUCUCACUCAUCAUGGAUCGCACUCUUCUUCACUCUUCUCCCUUCAAAAACCCAAACCUCUUCGCAUCACCACCUUCAAACCACCGUCACCUACCUCUUCGUUUCCGUCCUGCACCUUCCCUCAUUCAUUCACCGUCGAUACGACGCCGCACUGGAAUCGUAACCGCUAGCGUAGUUGGAGGAGGUUACGACGAAUCCGAAGAAGUGGUGGAGAAAAAGGAACUGGCAGAACAGAGUGUGUGGAGUCAGACGAAGGAAAUUGUUAAGUUCACAGCACCAGCAAUGGGGCUUUGGUUGUGUGAUCCAUUGAUGAGUCUCAUCGACACUGCUGUUGUUGCUCAUGGAAGCUCAACUGAACUUGCUGCUUUAGGUCCUGCUACGGUUGUUUGUGAUUAUAUGACCUUAACCUUCAUGUUUCUGUCGGUUGUUACUUCCAAUAUAAUUGCUACUGCCCUUGCUAAACAGGAUGAAGAGGGUGUGCAGCAUCACUUAUCUGUCCUGCUUUUUGUUGGGUUAGCAUGUGGCUGUGUGAUGCUCUUAUCUACAAAGUUAUUCGGUGCAGCAGCACUCACCGUUUUUACUGGGCCAAAGAAUGUGCAUGUAGUACCUGCAGCAAAUACUUAUGUCCAGAUUCGAGCCUUGUCAUGGCCUGCUUUACUUGUUGGAUGGGUUGCUCAGAGUGCAAGUCUUGGUAUGAAAGAUUCCUGGGGACCCUUGAAGGCUUUAGCUGCUGCCAGUAUUAUAAAUGGAGUUGGUGAUAUACUUCUAUGCAGUUGUUUAGGCUAUGGUAUUGCAGGAGCCGCUUGGGCCACAAUGGCAUCACAAGUUGUUGCUGCGUAUAUGAUGAUUCAAGCACUAAACAAUAAGGGAUACAAUGCACUUGCCUUCUCCAUUCCUACAAGGAAGGAAUUUCUGAAAAUACUUGGUCUUGCUGCUCCUGUAUAUGUGACGUCGAUAUCAAAGGUGGCUUUCUUCUCUCUACUUAUGUAUGUUUCUACAUCAAUGGGAACACAAACAAUAGCUGCUCAUCAGGUCAUGAUUCAAAUCUACAUGGCGUGUACAGUGUGGGGUGAACCUCUUUGCCAAACUGCUCAAUCAUAUAUGCCUGAGUUGAUGUAUGGAGUGAAUAGGAGUUUGGCAAAGGCCCGAUUGCUUCUAAGGUCUCUUGUAAUUAUUGGAGCUAUACUUGGUUUACUGUUAGGGAUAGUUGGAACAUCUCUUCUUUGGUUAUUCCCCUACAUUUUUACACCUGAUCAGAUGGUCAUCCAAAAGAUGCAUAGGACACUGAUUCCAUUCUUUCUAGCACUAGCUGUGACACCCCCUACUCGAAGCCUAGAGGGAACAUUGCUGGCUGGGCAGGAUCUUAGAUUUAUAAGUUUGUCAACAUGUGGAUGCUUUUGUCUGGGUGCUCUAGUAUUAUUGAUCUUUAGUAGAUAUGGUUUGCUAGGCUGUUGGUUUACCCUUGCUGGAUUUCAGUGGGCUCGGUUUUUAGUGGCCCUUCUGCGCCUUCUCUCUCCUAGUGGCAUUCUACAGACGGAAGAAACCAGGAUAAGCCAAAAGUUGAGGACUGCUUAGUUACCUGAAGUUGCACAUGUGAAUGAAAAUGCAUUUAAAUUUGGUUGGAUUUGCCAAGCAAUUUCAUUCCUUUCCAUUUACACUCUCAAGAGAGGGACGGAAAAUUUGUAGGCCCACAUAAAUAAAGGCAUUUCAAUUAUGUUCCUUUUCCCUCAAAAGUGGACAAAUAUAUAGUACUCUUGUUGUAGAUGCUCCUUCUAUUAACACAAUGACACUUGUCUUAUCAUGGUUU